GCCGGCAAUGAGGACAGUGGCGACUGUACCCACUGUGCCGAGCGAGGCCACAGGGGUGCUGACUGGCGGCAGCAACCUGGCCUGCGCGUGCCGCAACGCAAACCGCAACCCCGUCACCGGGGCGGCGAUCUCCUGCAACUGCUAUUUUGUUGACCAGUCGCGCGCGCGUUCUUGCGCGGGCGCGCAGUUUGGCCAGGCGUCGGGCCUCUGGUACCGCAGCUGCUGA
Molecule: messenger RNA, 226 nt
Organism: Monoraphidium neglectum
Lineage: Eukaryota; Viridiplantae; Chlorophyta; Chlorophyceae; Sphaeropleales; Selenastraceae
Exons: 1
Source: RefSeq, a predicted model, not a curated record